AUGGGGCUGCUUGUGCUGCUGGGCUGUGUCUCCCUGUGGGCUGGGCUGGCGCUGGCUGAGGGGGGAUCAUCGUUCAUUAACUGCCAACAAUAUUUAUACAAAACAGCUGAGCCAGAGGGGUUCGACACUCAAGAGACAAGAAAGAUCUGCCAGCGCUUUAACAACGCUUACCACUUCGCCACCCUGUACGACAGGCAACGCCUCACGCCGCACUGGUCUGCAUACACGCUGAAGGGUAAAUCAUGUGACAAGCAGCCUCAGAGAAAGAGCUCAUGGUUUGUGGAGCCACAGCUGAAAGAUGGAAACACGUGUACAGAAAUGAAAAUAGAAUCAGAGUCAGGCCUGGGAAAACACGAACGGAAUUCCACUCAGGCCAUCAGCGAGGACUAUGAAAACACCAACUAUGACCGGGGACACCUGAACCCAAACAGCUUCCAGUGUGGCAGUGGUCGCACGGCCACCUUCACCCUUACCAACGCUGUCCCCAUGGACCCCUGCUUCAACCGGAUCCACUGGGGCAAGCUGGAGAAAAGCCUGAAAGACAAAUUAACAAUAAACUGCCUCAAUGAGAAUGGCACUGCCUACCUGGUGACAGGAGCUGUUGGUGGCACAGAGAAAAUCCCCAAAGAGAACGGGGACAAGGAAGGGGACCGUGAGCGGACCUAUGAGCGGGUGGCAGUGCCCAGCCAUAUCUGGACAGACGUCUGCUGUGACAAUGCCAACAACAACCGCAAGUUCUCCUUUGCCUUCCUGGCAGAGAACAAAGAGGAACCCACGCUACAAGUCUUCCCUGCGGAGCAAUUAAACGAGGAGCUGAGGAAAAUGUACAAAUCUCUGAACAUCAGGGUCCUGGCAGAUGACUGCAAUGCUCAGAGCCCGAAAACUGAAGAGGUUAUAGAAUCAAUGAAAAAAGAUUUGAAUGGUGCCUUCCGGGACCUGAAAAUCGAGUUUCAGUACUCCCCUCCAAGCAAGAAGAAAAAAGUUUUUGGCUAG
Alligator sinensis (Chinese alligator) is the source of this 993-nucleotide messenger RNA. RefSeq names its product endonuclease domain-containing 1 protein-like. The coding region runs from base 1 to 993 and encodes 330 amino acids. The record is from RefSeq and is a predicted model, not a curated record. Gene Ontology annotation, molecular function: hydrolase activity; metal ion binding; nucleic acid binding. The transcript has 2 exons. Lineage: Eukaryota; Metazoa; Chordata; Crocodylia; Alligatoridae.